UUCAGUCUCAGAGCGGAGCUACUCAGAAGAACCAAAACAGGAAGGGGUUUGGAAAUCAGUGUGCAAAGGGGAGGACCGAAGCUUCCCCUCCCCCUACUCCUCCAGCCCCAUCGCAGCCUCCUUCUUCACCUUCCCCACUGCUUGUGUCUCCGGGUUUUGUUUUUUGUUAGUUUUUCUUUUUUUUCCCCUUCUUUUUUCUCUUCUUUUCUACCACCGUGGAAAAGCUUGCUGUCCGGGCGCUGCGAGAGCUACGAGCCGAGAAACUGCAGAGUAUCACAGUCGGCGCUCCGGGCAGGGGUCCGUCAGCACCGGAGAACGCGACUCCGCUAGCCCGGACAGACGAGCCGGCCAGAGCAGGACCACGGACAGCGGCUCCAGCAGCGCGGACAGAGAGCACCACCAACAUGGCUCCGAUCGCGGCCAGCCACCAGCAGUUCGAUGAAAUUCCUACAGUGGUUGGGAUCUUUAGUGCAUUUGGCCUUGUCUUCUCUGUCUCCCUUUUUGCUUGGAUCUGCUGUCAGCGUAAAUCAUCCAAAUCCAAUAAAACCCCUCCAUAUAAGUUUGUCCAUGUUCUGAAGGGAGUUGAUAUUUAUCCUGAGAAUCUCAACAGUAAGAAGAAGUUUGGAGUAGAUGAUAAAUGUGAAGCAAAGAACAAAUCAGCAAUGCCAAAGAAUUCUCUUCAUCUUGACCUGGAGAAGAGAGAUCUAAAUGGCAACUUCCCAAAAACAACCUCUAAAAUGCAGAGCUCUCCAGACCCUGAAAAUUCAUCUCCAAAGCACUUUUCAGAAAAGAAGAAAGAUUCAGUAUCCCCCGAUAGUUUGAAGUCCACUACAUCCCUGUCAUCUGAAGAAAAGCAAGACAAGCUAGGAACUCUCUUUUUCUCUUUAGAGUAUAACUUUGAGAAAAAGGCAUUUGUAGUGAGCAUCAAGGAAGCACGUGGGCUGCCAGCAAUGGAUGAACAGUCAAUGACUUCUGAUCCCUAUAUCAAAAUGACAAUCCUUCCUGAGAAAAAGCACAAGGUGAAAACUAGAGUGCUAAGGAAAACCUUAGAUCCUGCUUUUGAUGAGACCUUCACGUUUUAUGGGAUCCCCUAUAGCCAAAUUCAAGAUUUAACUCUUCACUUCAUGAUCUUGAGCUUUGACAGGUUUUCCAGAGAUGACGUCAUUGGAGAAGUCCUCAUUCCCCUUGCAGGAAUUGAAUUGUCGGAAGGAAGGAUGCUAAUGGACAGAGAGAUCAUCAAAAGAAAUGUUAGGAAGUCAUCUGGACGUGGAGAACUACUGAUCUCUCUCUGUUAUCAGUCUACAACAAACACGCUAACUGUGGUUGUUUUAAAAGCCAGACAUCUACCUAAAUCUGAUGUGUCGGGAUUAUCAGAUCCUUAUGUCAAAGUGAAUCUGUACCAUGUUAAGAAGAGAAUUUCUAAAAAGAAAACCCAUGUCAAGAAGUGUACCCCCAAUGCUGUGUUCAAUGAGUUGUUUGUCUUUGACAUUCCUUGUGAGGGCCUUGAUGAUAUCAGCAUUGAAUUUUUGGUUUUAGAUUCAGAUAGAGGGUCAAGGAAUGAGGUCAUUGGCCGGUUAACCUUAGGAUCUUCAGCAGAAGGAACAGGUGGAGAACACUGGAAAGAAAUCUGUGAGUAUCCUAGGAGACAAAUUGCCAAAUGGCAUAUGUUGUGUGAUGGUUAGCAGCUCAGAGCAGGAUCAGAACUUGAAAAACUAUAUAUAUUUCCAUAGGCAAGGAGCAGUUUUCUUUCUUUGCUAUCUGUAAUUGCAGGCUUGUAACUACGAGACUUUUUUUGGGAGGGUGGGGGAAUACAAAACUAGAUUGAAUUGUCAAAACAGAAGGUAACUAAAUUUUCAGAGGAAAUAAAGGAAUUUAUAUUUCAUUAGACUUUAACUUAGUUAGAUUAGAUUAGUAUUUUUCUGUAGUUUACAUAGCCUAAAAAUUCUGAAGCAGUAUGAUCUUCAACAAGAACAGACUAACUUUUAUGAAGAAGUCACUGGAAAACUUAUUAGCACUGUUAUCCAGAAGAAGAUAACCUCAUUAAAAUGUACUACUUGAUCAAAGAAAAAAAACUGCAGCUUAAUCUAUGAUUCCACAAUUAUUCUGGGAAGGCGCUGAGUCUAUAAACACAAUGGGGAUUGAAAGUGAAUAAGAGGGGCAUUCCUUCUGUCCCUCUGUCAUAAACCUUCUUUUAUGAAAAUUCAAUCAUUAUUUGUAAGUUUUGGUUAUUUAUACUUUGAUCAUUCCAAAGACUGAAGAAAUUUUCAGUGACUUGCUUUAAAUACUACAUCACGUGCAACUAGUUGUUUUAUGUGUGGAAAUACUGUAUAAUUAUUUACACUUGGAUUUUUUAAUAUGUAUAUAUAUAUAUCCUGUUUUAUUACAGUGACUAAAAUAGAUACAUUCUAAAAAUCAUUGGGUAAGUUAAUGUAUAUUGUCUUGUCUAAAGGGCUCCUCUAAGAGUUACUGUACACGUUAGAAUUUGGGAUUAGGCAUGGGUUACGUUUUUUUUCCUCUAGUAAAGAUUAAACCUUCAGUGUUUCAUGCCAAGUGAAAGCACUUAUGCUGAGAUGAAGAAGCAUACAGGUUAAUUCUGUCACCAACCUUUCACUAAUUAUUAGUUACAUUUAAUGUAUUUCAAUAUUAUUUAAGGAGACAUUGUUUCUCCUUUUGAUUUUUUCAUUAAAUGAAAAAAAGAGAGAAAAUCAUGAGACAGAAUACAAAUUCUUAUUCAUUUGUUUAACUUCCUGAACUUUUGUCACUACAGUCAGUAAGACUACUCCCAACAAAAGAUGAUUAAUGAAUUCUUAGACAUUUUCAGUAUAGGAAAUCAAGUUCAUUCUAUGAUUUAUACAGUAUUACAUUAGACAAAAGUCUGGAAAAGUGCAUUUCACUUAGAUGACGUUCAUUAAUGUCUACUACUGAUUGCACUGAAAAUUGGUGAUAAAGAAAAGGUGUCAUUGCUUCAUGUUAGUGUGACGUAUGUGUGCUUAAACUUAAUUUGUGCCAGGCUACGGGAAUAUAAAGUGUAAAAAAAAUAAGUAUAUAUAUGAGGGAUCUAGGCCUAUGAAAUUCACUCUUCACUCUCAUACCUAACAUAUUUUUAGGCCGUCAGAGCUGUAGCACAAAUAUAAGCAGUCACUCCCUAAAGUUUGUACACUGAUACCGAAGUUUGAAAAUACUGCUCUGAUGUCAUUUUUAAUUACGUUAAAGUAAACAAUGAUAUAUGGGAAGGUAACAGAAGGAGGAUGCCACUGAAAAAAAAAAAAAAAGAUAUUACUUUAUUCUCAUUGAACAACAGAUCUGGGUCUUACUCAAAAUUUUUGGCUAUUUCUUGUUGACUUUUCCCUGUUUUCAUAUGGCCAAAUUAUGUUUGCAGUAAGGCACACUGAAAUAUGAAAUAUGCAAGUAGAAAUAUAAUACUGGAAGAAUUCUAUUGAGGCUCUUUCAGAUUUUGUGUGAGUAAUUUCUUCAGUUUUUGAGAAUGUGUUUGAUAUAACAGUGUUUAUAAAGUUCUGUAAAAAUUCAUUUUCAAAAUGACGUAAACAUGCUUUUUAUGAUAAUGCUUAAUGUACAAAAAGAAUGCGUAUUGUAUGUACAAAGGAGAAGAAUCUUUUUUUUUGCUUAUUUCUUUUGAAAGCUGAUUAACUUCUCAAGGGCUAGAUUUGCCAACCUUGUCCAACUAGAUGUAAUUCAAAGCCACACAGUCAAAGGAAAGAUGCCCACAAGCUUCAGUGGGAUUUGAAAUGCAAUCACAGACUACAAUUCUUCUUGUGAGUCAACUCAGUACAAUGAGACUAUGGACAGAGGAAGGUUUAAUAGUGGCUGAAAGAAUAUAAGACAGCAUUAUAUGACCAGAAUUGCUAAUAUUUCUGGUAAGGACACUUUUAUACUAAAAGUGAUUGCAUCAAAUAGGGUGAGACAGCUGGUAAUUCAGUUGGCAACUAAAAUAAACAAACAAAUAAAUAAAAAAUAGGUUUUUUACAUUGGCCCAUAAGUAAUGCAAUAUCUCUGAAAAUCAGAUGACAGGAAUCUCCAACAGACUCAGAUUCUGACAUAAGAGGAAGAAAAUCAGACUUUUAAAGUUAAUGAUGAGCUAUUAACAUUGUUUAUUUUGCAUCUAACAAGUAUUUUUUUUUUUCCAAAACUGUAUUUAACUUUUUAGGGAAGCCUGAGGGUUAGCAUUUCUACCCACUAAAUGGCAUUUGUUGGUGGGGCAAGGGGUAGGAAUGGGGAAGGGAAGCAAAGAAAUUUUUAUUAAAUAGAAAACACUAGGAAGCAAUUUUUUUUUCAUUUAAUGUAAUAUUUAGCUUGGAAAGUUGAGUAAAGAAGACUUGUUAAGUGUCUGCAAACCAGACAAGACAGGAGCGAAUGCAGACCUGUCUCAAGAUAAGAAAUUCUGCUGUUUUAUAACGCAUUCAAUUCGCAUUGUGAAUAUCUUGAACUCUGUCAAGGAUACUGUACUGUAUUAAACAUGUAAAAAAAUGAUGUUUGUCUAAGUAGUUUACAAAAAUAAUAACUCCUUAAAUGGAGACUGGGGAUCUGUAGUAACUAAAUACCUUAUUUGUUAUGGUGUUGUAAUUUAAUAGAAGCUGUUCGAGAGGAAGCAUGGUGUAUGAGAUUUUGUAAGUUAUUUGUGCUGGUUCUGUAUGUUGUGCCGUGUGUGUAAGACAAGAAUAAAGUGCUG
Molecule: messenger RNA, 4687 nt
Organism: Numida meleagris (helmeted guineafowl)
Lineage: Eukaryota; Metazoa; Chordata; Aves; Galliformes; Numididae
Gene: SYT4
Product: synaptotagmin 4
Exons: 4
Coding region: 405-1682 (425 amino acids)
Biological process (GO): cellular response to calcium ion; regulation of calcium ion-dependent exocytosis; vesicle fusion
Cellular component (GO): axon; synapse; membrane
Molecular function (GO): clathrin binding; phosphatidylserine binding; calcium ion binding
Source: RefSeq, a predicted model, not a curated record